Messenger RNA from Gopherus evgoodei (Goodes thornscrub tortoise), 901 nucleotides. It is a transcript of the gene LBX1, whose product is annotated as ladybird homeobox 1. Lineage: Eukaryota; Metazoa; Chordata; Testudines; Testudinidae. The transcript has 2 exons. The record is from RefSeq and is a predicted model, not a curated record. The coding region runs from base 24 to 836 and encodes 270 amino acids. Gene Ontology annotation, biological process: regulation of DNA-templated transcription. Gene Ontology annotation, molecular function: DNA-binding transcription factor activity, RNA polymerase II-specific; DNA binding.
ACAAUUUCCAGCCCAAGUCAAGCAUGACUUCCAAAGAAGAAGCCAAGGCUUCCUCGGUGGAGGAGAGAAGAAGGAGCCCCCUGGAUCAGCUGCCCCCUCCUGCCAAUUCCAACAAGCCUCUGACCCCUUUCAGCAUAGAGGACAUUCUGAACAAGCCGGCCGUCAGGCGAAGUUACACCAUCUGCGGGACAGCACACCUCCUCUCCAGCACCGACAAGCACCCGCCAGCCGGCCUGCCCCUCUCCAGCCGGGCGCUCCUCUCCCAAACCUCCCCGCUCUGUGCCCUGGAGGAACUGGCCAGCAAAACCUUCAAAGGGCUGGAAGUCAGCGUCCUGCAGGCAGCUGAAGGAAGGGAUGGGAUGACUAUUUUUGGCCAGAGACAAACUCCCAAGAAAAGGAGGAAGUCUAGAACCGCCUUUACAAACCACCAGAUCUACGAACUGGAAAAGAGGUUUUUGUAUCAGAAAUACCUCUCCCCAGCCGACCGAGACCAAAUCGCCCAGCAGCUGGGGCUGACCAACGCCCAGGUGAUCACCUGGUUUCAGAACCGCCGAGCCAAACUCAAAAGAGACCUGGAGGAGAUGAAAGCAGAUGUGGAAUCUGCCAAGAAACUGGGGCCCAACGCCCAGGUGGAUAUUGUUAGCAUUUCAGAGCUGGAGCCCAAUUCGGAAGGGAGGGGGAAAUCGCGUUCGCUUUCUCCAACUCUACCCAAACAUGGACUGGAGACCGCCAGCCACCUUCAGCUGCCUCCUGAAUCCCCUCUCACAGACCAGCCCAACAGCAGUAAGGACUGCUCGGAGGAUGAAGAAGAUGUGGAAAUUGACGUUGAUGACUGAAUUGUUGUUGUGGUGGUGGUGGUGGUGGUGGGUACAUCCCCCCCCCCCAUACACACACACACCUU